UUUCCCAAUUUCUCUCUCACACAGACACACACCACUUUUAGUGACUCUCACUCUAGCUACCCCCAAUUUGUUCUCCUCUCAGAAUUUAGGGUUUCUGUUGCCUCCAAAAGUUUAAAGUUCUCCCCCUCCCUGUUAACUCCUCUUCAACCUUCAGCUUAACUUAUCCCUUCUUCUUCUUCGAUCCAGUUCCGCCGGAUUCAUAGAUCCGACAAGCUCUUAGUUUCGACCUCGUAAUCGCAUUGUUGUAUUACUUCUUUCUUUCUUUCUAUCUAGCUAAGGGCAUCUGUACCUACAUUCAACAUGUUCUGGAAACUCACAUCUCUAUCCGCCUCUUCACCUGUUGAAUCUGUGUUAGACAAGGAUAACUUUACUUUGGAGGAGCUUCUUGAUGAAGAGGAGAUCAUCCAAGAAUGCAAAGCAUUGAAUAGUCGGCUCAUUAACUUUUUACGAGAAAGAGCUCAGGUGGAGCAGUUGCUGCAUUAUAUUGUCGAAGAGGCUCCAGAAGACGCAGAAAGCAAACGAGUCUUCAAGUUUCCCUACAUUGCUUGUGAGAUAUUUACAUGUGAAAUUGAUGUUAUACUGAGGACUUUCGUUGAGGAAGAUGAGCUUAUGACUUUGUUUUUCUCUUUCUUGGACCCAAAUCGUCCACAUAAUGCAUUGUUGGCUGGUUAUUUCAGCAAGGUUGUUAUCUGCCUCAUGUUGCGGAAGACAGUACCACUCGUGAACUAUGUUCAAGCUCAUCCAAAUGUUCUGUAUCAGCUAGUUGAUUUGAUUGGCAUUACAUCCAUCAUGGAGGUUUUGGUUCGCCUAGUGGGAGCUGAUGAUCAAUUCUACCCCAAUUCUUUGGAUGUUAUGAGUUGGUUGGCUGAUAGCAAUUUGUUAGAAAUGAUUGUGGAUAAAUUAAGUCCAUCUACACCUCCUGAAGUUCAUGCUAAUGCUGCAGAAACAUUAUGUGCUAUAACCCGUAGUUCCCCAUCAGCCCUGGCAACUAAACUCUCAAGUCAAAGUUUUGUUGCAAGGAUAUUCACUCAUGCACUUGAAGGACCGAAUUCAUCAUCUGGACUUGUCCACUGUUUAUCAGUUUGUAUUUCUUUGUUGGACCCCAGGAUAUCUUAUUUCUCUCCUCUGCUACGAAGUCAGCACAUAUAUGAGUCUUCAACACCUGUGAAUUCCGAGACAGUCAAUGCAAUGCUGCCCAGACUUGGAGAAUUGCUGAAGUUAUUGAAUGUUUCUUCUGAUGAGAAAGUCCUGCCUACAACUUAUGGUGAACUGAGGCCACCUCUGGGGAAGCACCGCCUAAAGAUUGUGGAGUUCAUUGCCAUACUGCUGAAAACUGGUAAUGAUGUUGCAGAAAAGGAACUGAUCAACUCAGGAACAAUUAGGAGAGUUGUUGAUCUCUUCUUUGAGUAUCCAUUCAACAAUGCGUUACAUCAUCAUGCAGAGAGUCUUAUAUAUUCUUGCUUGGAGAGUAAAAAUACGACUCUUGCUGAUCAUCUGAUUCAAGAUUGUGAUUUGAUUGGGAAGAUUCUUGAAACAGGCAAGAACCCCAUUAACUACGGUUGUCUGAAACAGCCAACUUUAAAUGCUACUGGAAGAAAGGCACCGCGAGCAGGGAAUAUUGGACACAUUACACGAAUUUGUAAUAAGCUGGUGCAUUUGGGGAGUAAUAACAAUCACAUUCAGGCAUUUCUUCAGGGAAAUUGUGAAUGGGAUGAUUGGCAAUGUAGUGUCUUACAGGAGCGUAAUAAUGUUGAAAACGUCCAUAGAUGGGCUUGUGGCCGGCCAAUUGCUUUUCAAGAUAGGGCCAAGGACAGUGAUGAGGAUGACAUGCAUGACAGAGAUUAUGAUGUAGCAGAUUUAGCUAAUAAUCUCAGUCAGGCAUUUAGAUACAACGUAUAUGACAAUGAGGAUGCUGAAGAGGGUAAUGGUGACCUUGACCAUGAUGAUGAGGAUGUUUACUUGGAUGAUGAAUCUGCUGAAGUUGUGAUAUCUUCCCUCAGGCUUGGUGAUAAUUGGGGCAGUUUUUCUGCAAACUCCAAUUGGUUUGCAUUUCAAGACAAUGGAAUGGCAGAUUCCCAUGUGGAAAGUAUGGAAUCGGAGAUUAUGGAAGAGAUAAACUUGGAAAACAAGUCAGGCAAUGAGAACAGCAGUGGCAGCAGCAGUGAUGAUGAAGUCGUGGUCAGAGAGGCUGAUGAUGAUGAGAAUAAUGAAGGAUUCGUUCAAGAAAACGAGGCACCAAGUGCUUCUGGUGAUGCUAGUUCCUUCCAUGAUAAUCUCGUCGGAGAAUCAUCGGGUGAUUUGUCAGACAUCCUGCGAAAUGAAAUCAAAAGCCAGGAUGUAACUCCUCUUAUGAGAGAAGCAAUGCCAAAUGGAACCUUAACCGUCACAGACUCGGAUCAAAGGGUUUCUUCAGAUCCUUGUUUGUUUGAUGAAGAGAAGAACAUAAACCCAAAGUCAGCACAAGAUAAUGAAAAUAAGUCCGAUGACAGUGGAGGAGGUGUCAUGGAGUUCAACGAUGCUAACUACUGGAGGGUGGAUCAAGAAGUUGCGGUUAUUGAGUAAAACUAAGAUUAUAAGUUAGUUACUUGCACUGACAACUGGCUGAAUGGAUGAAUGGAGGAUGGAUACAUCGGAAAAAGGGGGUUCUCAGACAAUAAUUUUCUAGAAGAAGAAGAAGAAGAAGCAGCAGCAGCAACAGGCUUCCAUUGUAUAUCAUCUUCUCAUUAGUAUUCAUUUUUGCCUGUCCAAAUUUCUUACAUGAGAGUUGGAUCUUCCUUCCUCCUUAAUUAAUUUUGGGGAUCUUUUUGUUCUUGACUCGUUAAUGAGGUUCUGUUUCUCAUACUUUAUUAUUGCUAGUUAUAACAACAAAAAUGCAUUUAUUCCAUG
Molecule: messenger RNA, 2886 nt
Organism: Impatiens glandulifera
Lineage: Eukaryota; Viridiplantae; Streptophyta; Magnoliopsida; Ericales; Balsaminaceae
Product: serine/threonine-protein phosphatase 6 regulatory subunit 3-like
Exons: 19
Coding region: 301-2562 (753 amino acids)
Molecular function (GO): protein phosphatase regulator activity; protein phosphatase binding
Source: RefSeq, a predicted model, not a curated record